AUGAACGCUUCUUCAGCCAUGGCCCCACUGUCUCCAGUCAUUUUUUCGCCCUCCUCUCUAUCCCGGACCCCCCAUCGACCUCCCAGCCCUGCCUUAAUGACCUCGCCCAAACUCUGGCAGAAAGCUUCCAUAUCCCGCCUGGCUGAGGAGUUUUUCUGGAUUGGUGGAAGCAUUGUUGCAACGCCGAAAUGGAGAAUCGGUCAAUUUGUGGAGCGGUGUAUGUGCACCAUGCAGGCUGGCACUCAGAUGAUCAAACUAAGAGGGAAGUCAAAGACGCUGGUGCGAUUUUUCUAUCUGGACGAGCACCGGUCCUGCAUCCGGUGGAGACCGUCCAGGAAGCAUGACAAAGCCAAAAUCUCCAUAGAUUCCAUCCAUGAGGUAUGUGAGGGAAAGAAAACCGAGAUGUUUCAGCACUCCCACAGCAGUAAAUUUGAUUCAAACUGCUGCUUCAGUAUUUAUCAUGGAAACCACGUGGAGUCCCUGGACCUGGUGACCACAAACGGGGAGGAGGCAAGGACCUGGAUUACUGGCCUUAAGUACCUCAUGGCCGGCAUCAGCGACGAGGACAGUCUGGCACGGAGACAGCGGACCAGAGACCAAUGGUUGAGACAGACGUUUUCAGAAGCAGAUAAAAAUGGAGAUGGAAACCUGAGUAUUGGAGAAGUUCUACAGCUCCUUCAUAAACUCAACGUAAAUCUACCCAGGCAGAAAGUCAGAGAAAUGUUUGAGGAGGCUGACACAGAUGAUAAUCAAGGAUGUUUAGCAUUUGAGGAGUUUUGCAACUUCUAUAAGAUGAUCUCAACCCGGCUGGAACUUUAUUUAAUAAUGCUGACCUACAGCCACCGUAAGGAGCAUAUGGACAUAAACGACCUGACACGCUUCCUGGAGAGUGAGCAGAAGAUGGUGAUUGUGUCUCGAGAAUACUGCCAGAUGAUUAUAAACCAGUUUGAGCCAUGUCCAGAAAACCGAGCACAGCUGGUCCUGGGAAUCGAUGGUUUCACCAACUUCAUGCGGAGUCCAGCAGGGGACAUUUUCAACCCAGAGCAUUACCAGGUGAAUCAGGACAUGACUCAGCCACUCACAAACUACUACAUUGCCUCCUCACACAACACCUACCUGACCGGAGACCAGCUGUUGUCCCAGUCUCGUGUCGACAUGUAUGCCUAUGUCCUGCAGGCCGGCUGCCGCUGUGUUGAAGUGGACUGCUGGGAUGGUCCUGAUGGAGAGCCGAUCAUUCAUCAUGGCUACACUCUUACCUCAAAAAUCCUCUUCAGAGACGUUGUUGAGACCAUCAACAAAUACGCUUUUGCCAAAAGCCAAUACCCCGUAAUCAUCUCCAUAGAGAAUCACUGCUCAGUGCCUCAACAAAAGAAAAUGGCUCAGUAUCUCACUGAGGUGCUGCAGGACAAGCUGGAUUUGUCCAGUGUUAACAUUAAUGAAUCCCGCCGGCUUCCCUCACCUGAGGUCCUCAAAGGGAAAGUUCUCGUGAAGGGUAAGAAGCUGCCUGCUAAUAUAGAUGCAGAUGCAGAAGAGGGGGACGUGUCUGAUGAAGACAGCGGAGAAGAUGAAGAGGAGGAAGAGGAAGAGACAAAUGAAGAGUCUCAGGAAGGGGCUGAUGGAGCUGAAGCAGGCGAAGAAACGAAGAAACACUCGAGGAGGUUCAUGGGCAGCUUCAGACGAAAGAAGAAAAAAAGGGUGAAGUCGAAAAAGCGGCCCAUUCUGAGUGACUCAGACACAGAUCAGGAAAUCCCCAGCGGUAAUCCCAACAAAGUUAUCAACUACGGGAAACGUAGGAAGACAAUGAGGCUGUCUCGGGCCCUCUCUGACCUGGUAAAAUACACCAAAUCAGUACGGGUCCAUGAUAUUGAAACUCAGGCGUAUAUGUCCAGCUGGCAGGUGUCUUCACUGAAUGAAAGCAUCACCAAUCAGAUCCUACAGUUUAAACCAGCUCAGUUAGUGCGAUUCAACCAGCGGCAACUCCUACGUGUUUAUCCUUCCAACUACCGCGUAGACUCGAGCAACUUCAACCCCCAGCCAUUCUGGAAUGCAGGAUGUCAUUUGGUCGCACUGAAUUACCAAACAGAAGGCCGAAUGCUGCAACUGAACAGAGCCAAAUUUGCUGCCAAUGGAAACUGUGGAUAUGUACUGAGGCCUAAAUGCAUGUGCAAAGGUGCCUUUAACCCUAUGCUGACUGAUCCAUUACCAGGACACAGAAAAACACAGUUAGUAUUGAAAAUAAUUAGUGGCCAGCAGCUACCUAAGCCAAAAGACUCCAUGUUAGGGGACAGAGGAGAGAUUAUAGACCCCUUUGUCGAAGUGGAGAUUAUUGGUCUUCCUGUAGAUUGCAAUAAGGAGCAGACGAGGGUAGUGGAUGAUAAUGGCUUCAACCCCAUGUGGGAGGAAACCUUGGUGUUUACUCUGCACAUGCCUAAAAUAGCACUUGUGCGCUUCAUGGUUUGGGAUCACGAUCCAAUUGGGCGAGAUUUCAUUGGACAAAGAACCAUAGCUUUCACAAGCAUGAUGCCAGGCUAUCGUCAUGUCUAUUUGGAAGGUAUGGAAGAGGCCUCAAUCUUUGUUCAUGUUGCCAUUAAUGAUAUCACUGGAAAGAACAAAUCGAGCAAUGCUGUAAAACAGCUCAUCCAGAAAAAUUUAAUGCAAACAUCUGAGGAUGGCACAAGGACAUCAUUUGCUCCAAAUUUUCUGAAAAAAUCUGGAGCUGGAAAGAGCCGAGCAAAGGCCAAGGAAGUAUCACAGGAAUCCUACAGCCGAGAGGAUUUCCUCAACAGACGUUACAGUGAUGAUGUGAAUUCACAGGACAGUAGGACUGCUUCGCAAUGUCAGUCUCUUCACAGGGGAGCUCAAAGCGAGCCUUUGAAAAGAUCCCACAGGGUUUGCUUCCAGGAACCCGAGGAGAGGCUGGGGGUAACCCGGAGCCGCUUGUCUUCUACUGACAGUUGCGGUGAAUCAGAAAGAACCUCAAACUACAUCAAUUUAGGGUUUAAUCCAAGAGAGAACCCAGAAAUUAAUCCAACAGCUCAAAGAGACAACAGCAAACUAAGGGAGAAACCUGAGCUGAGUCCAAACCAAGCCAAACUAAGUCACCAGGAGGAUGCUAUUUCCAAAGCCAGCGACUUGCCACCAUUAGUCCGAAAAGAAGAUGCUGAUUCUGACCCAACACACUCACUUGAACCUGAAAUAAAAGUUCCUGCUCCACAACGACCUGAGCGGCCUUCUCUGUCUAAACAAUGUUCAGUGGCAGAAAAUGUCUUUAAAGAUCCUGAGCCUGAAUGUGAGAGGUACCAGCCAGCUCUGGACCAAGAAAUUACUUCUUCCAGUAGACAUAGGGCUUUCAAAAAUGUAGGUCUGCAGGGAGCACAUACGUCCUUCAAGCUUCAGCCAAUAUCAGACCAAAAACCAGAAACUUGCACUGAAAUUUGGAUGCCAAAAAGCCAAAGUAUAAGUGUAGGGCACCAGAAAGAAUGGAAAUCCCUCAAGUUUGAUCCAAAAGAAAACAGAUAUCCAAAGCACCACAGUGAACAAUGGACUCCAUCAAGCCCAAGGCUAACAACUGGCAAAAGUGGAUUUGGACUAAGGAGUUCUGUAGACAUUCAGGCAAAACCAGCAAAUGAGUCGCUGUCUAUUCCGGCAACUCCUGCAAGGAGCAGACGCGUCCUGCACAACAGAGGCAGUCAGUCUUCCACAGAAUCACCAUCUAAGUUGCACAGAUCACACAGUGUUCCAAGACGACGGCCUCCAUCCCCCCCAAAUGCCCAACAAAACUUUAAGACUGAUGUCUGGAAAUAUCCCCUACCCCAAAACAACAUAAGCCCCGUUCCACAGGAAUCCUCUGCUCCUAACCUUCCUAAUAAUCAUGGCCUUUCUGAGAGUGACUCCAGCAGCGAGGGCAGUCUGGACAGCCUGGACCUGAGCACACUGCCAUGCCGGCUACCCGAAAACCAGCAGCAAACUGUGGGAACGCUGCAGAGGGAAAUGAAUGCUUUGUUUGAGCAAAAAAUGAGGGAGAUCCGCUGUCACUCGCCAUUAUUUUUCAGCGGUGAGUUUUAA
Molecule: messenger RNA, 4065 nt
Organism: Colossoma macropomum (tambaqui)
Lineage: Eukaryota; Metazoa; Chordata; Actinopteri; Characiformes; Serrasalmidae
Gene: plch2b
Product: phospholipase C, eta 2b
Exons: 22
Coding region: 1-4065 (1354 amino acids)
Biological process (GO): lipid metabolic process; phosphatidylinositol-mediated signaling
Molecular function (GO): phosphatidylinositol-4,5-bisphosphate phospholipase C activity; calcium ion binding
Source: RefSeq, a predicted model, not a curated record